This is a messenger RNA of Hibiscus syriacus, 957 nucleotides long. RefSeq names its product membrane steroid-binding protein 2-like. The transcript is spliced from 2 exons. The record is from RefSeq and is a predicted model, not a curated record. The coding region runs from base 90 to 740 and encodes 216 amino acids. Gene Ontology annotation, cellular component: membrane; endomembrane system. Lineage: Eukaryota; Viridiplantae; Streptophyta; Magnoliopsida; Malvales; Malvaceae.
ACUAUUUUAAUACCAAAUUCCGAAAGACUCAGUAUAUGACUCUGAGUUGAGACAAAGAUCGCCUAACCAAAGAGAAAAAUAUCAAAGCCAUGGCUUUGCAAUUGUGGGAGACUUUGAAGGAGGCGAUUACGGCGUAUACGGGUCUAUCUCCGGCCACUUUCUUCACCGUCCUUGCUCUGUUGUGGGCCGUUUACUAUGUAAUAACGGGUCUAUUCGAGUCGUCAGAUGAUCACCAUCAACUCUCUAGGGCUUUGGAGGAGCAGAUGGAGCCGCUCCCACCUCCGGUUCAGCUGGGCGAGGUAUCGGAGGAGGAACUUAAGCAAUGUGAUGGGUCGGAUCCCAAGAAGCCACUCCUCAUGGCCAUCAAAGGCCAGAUUUAUGAUGUUUCUCAAAGCAGAAUGUUUUAUGGACCGGGUGGACCUUAUGCAUCGUUUGCUGGAAAGGAUGCCAGCAGAGCUCUUGCAAAGAUGUCAUUUGAAGAAAACGAUUUAACCGGGGACAUAUCCGGUCUCGGUCCAUUUGAAUUGGACGCUUUGCAAGAUUGGGAAUACAGGUUCAUGAGAAAAUAUGUUAAGGUCGGAACCAUCAAGAAGACUGUUCCAGUAACAGAAGGGGAUGACAGUGGUGAAGCCUCGGGAGCUACCGAGAGUGAUGCGAAGCUGGCUGAAGAUGGUCCAUCACAAAGUGCAGUUGUCGGAAAUGAGGAAAAAUCUUCUGGGUCUGAUGGUAAGGAGGAGUGAUAUGUUCUUGGUUCGAACGAGUCACAGGUCUUCUACCAGAGAUGUCGUAAGAUAUAAUGUUUAAAUUAAUGCAUUCUGUGAAUCUUUAUUCCAUAUAUAAGCUCUCUGUAUACAGGUACUCUUGUAGCAAACUUACUUCAAUAUUCAGUUCAUCAUAAAUAAUUGGGGAUGUUAAAAACUUACUUUCCGGUCGGUUCGAACUUAUUUAUUUUGAAUA